Molecule: messenger RNA, 2151 nt
Organism: Penicillium subrubescens
Lineage: Eukaryota; Fungi; Ascomycota; Eurotiomycetes; Eurotiales; Aspergillaceae
Exons: 5
Coding region: 1-2151 (716 amino acids)
Biological process (GO): phosphatidylcholine biosynthetic process; phosphatidylethanolamine biosynthetic process
Cellular component (GO): cytoplasm
Molecular function (GO): choline kinase activity; ethanolamine kinase activity
Source: RefSeq, a predicted model, not a curated record
AUGCCGUCUUUCACCGAGGACCACGCUGGUCCCGACACCAAAGUAGCAGAAAUUACUCCUAUCUCGGGAACUGGUUUGAACAUUCCUUCGUUGCGCAAGGCCUUGCACGCAAGUGGACCCGGCCCGGCCUCCCCGCUUGACGGGACAUCUCUCAAGCAGUACCGCGCACCCGUGGCCAAAGUAACCGCAAGACCCCCAAUCCAGCCACUUUCGUCAAUGCCUUCUGCGUUGAGCAGCCAGUCAAGCACCAAGCAUGAUGCUUCGGUUGCAGAUGACUCUGAGCAAACUCCCAAAACAGAGGAAGAUCCCCAGAUGAGUUUGUUCCACCAGGUGUCAGAGUGGCUGCAACAUGAGAAGGUCAGACGCAAGAACCGCAAGGCGCGUCGUGCUGAGGCAGCAUCUAGUGCUACAGACGCUGCUCGCGAGUCUGAAGAUUCGGUAGAUGAAGCACCGCAAUGCUCAGAGAGUACCUUUUCGCUCGACAAGCUAGAGAGGAUCCUUUUUCAGUAUUCGGGUGCGCGUCCCGGGGACGGCCUAUCGUCUCUCCAGCCCAUUAAGCGAGCAGUGCGCCGGCGUCCUAAGGGCCUGCGUCGUGGAUCUGCCUCGGAGUCUGAUGUUACCGACAUUGAGGCCCCUGUGCCCAGCGUAGAAGCCGUUCUUGACAAUUCAAAGACCCUCGCUUAUACGGGCGGUGCGGCAGAGGAGGAGAGCAUGGAGAGUAGCACCUGCUCAAAACGUCUAAAAGACCAGGAAGCCUGGUUGACAUUUAAGACGGAGAUUGUGCGUAUUGCACACACCAUGCAACUCAGGGGCUGGCGUAAAGUGCCAAUGGAGGCGGCUGGAGAUAUUAGAGUCAUUCGUCUCAGUGGUGCUCUGACCAAUGCGGUCUAUGUGGUCGAGCCACCCAAGCAGCUGCCUGCUCAUCCAAAGACCAACAACGGAUCUGGCCCAUUGGUCUCAAGAAGGCCCCCCCCAAAGCUGUUACUGCGCAUCUACGGUCCGCAGGUUGAUCAUUUGAUCGAUCGCGAGAAGGAGUUGCAGAUCUUGCGCCGCUUGGGCCGCAAGAACAUUGGACCCCGUGUUUUGGGAACAUUCCUCAACGGCCGGUUUGAAGAGUUCUUCGAAGCUCGUCCGCUGACACCGCGAGAACUCCGGCUUCCUGAGACAGCCAAGCAGAUUGCUAAGCGGAUGCGAGAGCUUCACGAUGGCAUUGAGCUUCUUGAAGAGGAGCGUGAAGGUGGUCCCGUUAUUUUCAAGAAUUGGGAUAAGUGGGUAGAUCGCUGUGAACAAGUGACCACUUGGUUAGACAAGGAGCUUGGGUCUCCGCAUAAUGAGGAAAAGGCGACCACGGAACCCUGGCGUCGGCGAGGCUAUGUUUGUGGUGUGCCAUGGGCGAUAUUCCGCAAGGCUGUGGACAGUUACCGGGUGUGGCUGAUUGCCAGCUGUGGUGGUAUCAACUCAAUAUGGCAAUCUCCUUCGGAUGGAACCUGCUACGCAGUCCCCCUCCUUCUGCCUGCCAAUGAGCACAAGCAGCUUGUUGUCAUUGACUUCGAGUAUUCCUCGGCCAACACCCCUGGUCUAGAAUUUGCCAAUCACUUUACUGAGUGGUGCUACAAUUACCAUGACGAGGAAAUCCCAUGGGCUUGCAACAACCGCCUCUACCCUACACCAGAGGAGCAGCACCGAUUUGUAGCCACAUAUCUGACUCACCGUCCCGCCAUUCCGGGCGCUCCCACUUCGCCUUUAGCUACCCCCUCCGCUACCCCGUUCAUGCGCGGUGGUCGUUCAACCACCGCUAUCACCCCCUUGAACCUUGACGAUGGUCCGGAAGGUCCCCCUGGACAGCAGCUCGAGGCUUCUGGCGAGGAUGAGCUUGAGUCUCAGGCUAAAGUGCCGGGUAUGGACGAAGGCAUUGCUGAGAUGGCAGCUGCGUCUGGCAAUGGGGAACAUACAACAGGCAAUGAAGAGCACAAGACGCCGCCUGUUGACCCCGAUGUUGAUGAGGAGGAGGAAGCUUUUGAUUACUUGGCAUAUGCCCAGGACCGGGCUAUGUUCUUCUGGUCUGACCUGCUGGCUCUGGGCCUGGUUAAUCCAGAUGAUCUACCCGCGCCGAUGGUUGAGCAUAUUCGCGCGCGGACUGUGGACUAUUGA